This is a messenger RNA of Protopolystoma xenopodis, 366 nucleotides long. NCBI's taxonomy places the organism in Eukaryota, Metazoa, Platyhelminthes, Monogenea, Polystomatidea, Polystomatidae. The record is from the annotation of a GenBank genome assembly.
AUGGUGUCGUGCACUGACGAUGUCCUUCGCACGACGGACGUAGCUCAGCAGGAAUUCAUCGGGGUCGCAGUGCAGUGCGCCGAGGACCUAUUCACCCAAAUCUACAACCACAACCCCAAGGUAGCCAACCCACAGCCGUCGGUGGAACCAAAUCAUGAAUUACUUUACGAACUCCUCGAUAGCCUAAAGAGGAGGUUCUGCUACUAUUCUUGGGUGAAUAUUCGCCCAAACUGGUACUCCAGGGAAAUUGGGCAUCUAUACAGUUUUAAUUUUGUAGUCGGAAGUCUCAUGCUGUGGAUACCAGAGAUUCCUUUAUCACACAACUCUCCAAAAUGUCUUUGUAUGGAGUUUAUAAGAGAUCAAUGA